AUCAGAACGCCAGGAAUCAGCAAUGAUGUAAAAAGCAUGACUUAACCUUCUUUUUUGCAAUGGAAUAUAGUUUUAAUGAACUUUUGAUUUUUUGAUAGAUCUUUUAUUUCUUUGAGAUAAAAUAUAACUUUUUGAAAAAUGAUUGUUAUUCACGAGGAAGAUCGAUAGCGUAAUCUUGUUCCCCUUACUUUCAUACCAAUUUCUACAUCAUGAUUUAUAAGUAUUAUUGAACUGAGUUUGAGCUAUUUCGACUCGUAACGUUAGUAUUGACAGAGUAAGUCGCAAAUAACAUUUCUAACGAGUAAGAUGGAAUCGAGCAACGUAUUCAAUACUGCUAUUAGAGUGAAAAAUGAGCCACUGGAUGAUAAUGAUUACAAAAUAAUUGACACGAUACCCGUCACUCAAAAUAUUAAAUGCGAGAUGUUUCGGCAAGAAAAUUCAACCCCAGAGCUUUUUCAAGAAUAUGACGAAAAUCAGAAAAAUGAACUUGACGACCUGGAAAUCGAAAUGGAAUGUAUAGACAUGAAGCCUAAUUUAUUAUUAGUUGCGAAAAUUGAAGAUCAUUCUCCAAAUCAAUGGCAGGAUAGCGAUGUUUAUAAAAACGGAAGCAAAAUAAAACUCGAAACUGUCGGGGCAGUGAAGAAAGAAGUUUUUUGUAAAGAAGAAACUGAUUUGAAUUUCGGGCGUGGACUCAGCGAGCAAAAUAAACAAGGAACUGCCUCAAAAGAGCUUAGCAAUGAAAAUAGGCUCAAAACUGACAAUGAUACUACGCAUAAUAAAAUCACACAUGAUUGUGAUAUUUGCGGAAAAUCAUUCAAAUAUAAGAGUUAUCUCCAAAGACACAUCGAUUCGUUACAUCGUAAAAUCACACAUCCAUGCGAUAUAUGCCAAAAGACAUUCUCAGACAAGUGUAAUCUCAAAAAGCACAUCGAUUCGGUACAUCGUAAUAUAAGGUAUCGAUGUGAUGAAUGUGGAAAAUCAUUCAGAUCUAAGAGUGAUCUCCAAAGACACAUCGAUUCGUUACAUCGUAAAAUCACGCAUCCAUGCGAUAUAUGCCAAAAGACAUUCUCAGACAAGUGUAAUCUCAAAAAGCACAUCGAUUCGGUGCAUAAUGGUGUUAGACAUGCAUGUGACAUGUGUGGAAAGACAUUCACUCAAAAAAACCACCUCACAACUCACAUCGAAUCGAUACAUCAUAAAAUUACUCAUCCAUGCGAUAUAUGCCAAAAGACAUUCUCAGACAGGAGUAAUCUUAGAAAUCACAUUGAUUCGGUGCAUCGUAAAAUAAGGUAUCGAUGUGAUGAAUGCGGAAAAUCAUUCAGAUAUAAGGGUCAUCUCCAAAGACACAUCGAUUCGUUACACCGUAAAAUCACGCAUCCAUGCCAUAUAUGCCAAAAGACAUUCUCAGACAAGAGUAGUCUCAAAACGCAUAUGGACGCGCUACACAAUGGAAUCACCCACGCAUGUGAUAUUUGUAAAAGAAAAUUUAAAUAUCGAAAUAGUCUCGCUAGACAUAACAGAUUGUCUCAUAAUGGUACCACUUAUUCAUGCAAGACAUGCGGCAAGACAUUUAGACAGAAAAGAAAUCUCAGAGCCCACAUCGAUAUGGCGCAUCGCUCGCUCAAUAUGACCUAAUAAAUGUUUAA
Messenger RNA from Trichogramma pretiosum, 1646 nucleotides. RefSeq names its product zinc finger protein OZF-like. NCBI's taxonomy places the organism in Eukaryota, Metazoa, Arthropoda, Insecta, Hymenoptera, Trichogrammatidae. The coding region runs from base 307 to 1635 and encodes 442 amino acids. The transcript has 4 exons. Gene Ontology annotation, molecular function: chromatin insulator sequence binding. The record is from RefSeq and is a predicted model, not a curated record. Gene Ontology annotation, biological process: regulation of transcription by RNA polymerase II. Gene Ontology annotation, cellular component: chromosome.